GUGCACGCGACCCCCAUCGAACAUGGCACAGUCUGCAGAGGAUGCCUUUUUCAACAAACCUUCCGUCCUCGAGACCUCCCAGACAUUCCAAACGAUUCGUCUUUCGCAAGAUAAGCAAACUAUAAUCACCGCUAACCCACUUCUUGACGCUCAUCACGGGAGUCUUGGCCCACUGACGGCCUCGAAAGCAGUGGACGUGCAUUGAUUGGCAUGGCAUCCGUUUUCCUACAUGAUAUACACUAUCUAAACCUCCACCUUCUCUAGCUCGACACUGACCACAAUGAUCCUCUUACGACUGUCGACGACAGGCCUAUUUUUGCUGCUCUUCUUGUCUUCGAUCGUCCUUGUUAUUGCGUUCUUCACAAGGCGGUCCUGUGCCAGUGUCUCAGAAGCGCCCAAUGAUAGUAAAACUCUUAUAGCUUCCAGCCUUCGCAAUUCGAACCGCUCCUCCUCCCUGCAUCCAUCCGCGAUACCCCCGGGCACGAAAGAAACGAAUGAUAUGACUAAUGAGCCCUUCAUUGACCGCACGUAUGUCAAGCAGUCACACGAUGCUUUCCUAGUACUCGAUGUCGAAGCAACAUGCAUGCCUGGCACGGACUUUAACUACCCAAACGAGAUAAUUGAAUGGCCAGUGCUUCUGCUUCGUUGGAAAGACAGAGACUCUGUAGGACGAGCUAAUAGACUCGAGGUCGUGGAUGAAUUUCGGAGCUUCGUGAAACCCAUUUGGAAGCCACAGCUUUCUCCAUUCUGUACAGCUCUAACUGGAAUAACCCAAGCCGACGUAGACAAUGCGCCACCUUUCACCGCGGUCAUCGCGACCUUCAGAGAAUUCUUAACACGAAAUGGUUUGAUCGACCCUGUAACAAACUCUGCGCUUGUGCGCUUCUGCUGGUGCACGGAUGGUCCAUGGGACGUGCGCGAUUUCGUAGUUAAGCAGUGUUUCAUAUCAAAGAUUCCAAUCCCUCCUUGGCUCGCAGGCGACGUCAUUGAUGUUCGUCGAGUUGUGAGCAAAUGGCAAGAAAAGCAUGACCCGCCGGCGAAGAGACCCAAAUCAUCAUUUCCACAGCCACAAGGCACGUAUCUGCCUAUCCCACGGCAGCUUCACCUGCUCGGCCUUGCACCCUUUGAAGGACGCCAGCAUUGUGGCAUCGAUGAUACCCGCAAUGUCGCUCGAAUUAUCGUGGAGCUUGCGCGCCGAGGCAUGCGUCUGCGACCAAAUACCCCAAUCAAUCCCAAUCGACGAUGGCCCUGGAUGGGCAGGUAUGGGAAAAUUCUCGAGGAUUAUGUUGUAUACCCAGCAUACCCAGCAUUCCAACCACAAGUUUCUCCGAAUCUGUAAUUGCAUGCAGACCUGUAUCGUCCGGUGCAGAUGAUGUUGUCCCUGUAUCAUUUAGCAGUCUGUCUCUGUAACCGUUUCCUAUCUGGAGCCACUCACCCCUCGUACAUGAAUAUCAGAAGGUUCACACACCAUUUGUGAAGAGUGGAGAUCCUCCUUGAGAAACGCUUGGCACCAUCGUUCUUUCUCACUCAAAUUCGGAGUCCUUCUUUACCCGGAACCCGUCUGCUAGUCCGAGGGAACAUCUUCCCGAAGACAGAUCGGCGGGGAGAACCAUGAGAGAUCGACUGCUUUACCGGUAGAUUGUGAGGAAGAUUCUUCCCAUGAACGUGCCCUCGAGCGAUCACGUCAAUGCACCCGAUACGAGGAGACUCCAAUUAGACGUGGUUCAGCAUCCUCGGUCGCUGUUGUCGACAUCGCACCCGUAAGAUGUGAUAUGUUAUAAAAAUAGACACUAUUCUAGUGCAUUCUAAAUAGAAGAUAUUGCGAUC
Molecule: messenger RNA, 1827 nt
Organism: Somion occarium
Lineage: Eukaryota; Fungi; Basidiomycota; Agaricomycetes; Polyporales; Cerrenaceae
Source: the annotation of a GenBank genome assembly